This is a messenger RNA of Salvelinus fontinalis (brook trout), 1431 nucleotides long. RefSeq lists its product as uncharacterized. Lineage: Eukaryota; Metazoa; Chordata; Actinopteri; Salmoniformes; Salmonidae. The transcript is spliced from 9 exons. The record is from RefSeq and is a predicted model, not a curated record. Gene Ontology annotation, cellular component: nucleus. The coding region runs from base 225 to 1007 and encodes 260 amino acids.
GGGCCUGUUGCACAAAAGUAGAAUUAAGACAUCCGGGAUAAAUGACUCAGCUGAGCUCAAUGAAGCCAAAACAUGUGCGUCCAGGCUUAAUUGGUUGCACAAAGACCAAGCCAGGAUGAGCAGACACGGAUUCAUUAAGCCAGGUGAAACCAAUCCUGGAUAGGUGCGCGCUCACGGCUCACUCAAAUAGACCCCGCCACAGAUCACAGAUUAACUGAUUUACCAUGGCAACUAGAGCCGCGUACUUUUCCCCGUCGGAAGCACAAAUCCUCAUGGAGGCAUACGAGGAGGUAAAAUAUAUAAUUAAGAAGAAAGGCAACACCGCCACAGUGAUAAAGCAAAGAGAAAAAGCGUGGCAAAGUAUUGCAGACCGCCUGAAUGCAUUAAACAUGAACGGGCCAAAACGGACAUGGCAGCAGGUCAAAAUCAAAUACAAGAACAUUCUGCAGAAUGCAGUGAAAAAGAAUACCCACAGACAAGGCACAGGUGGUGGGUCACCAAAGGCUGACCUUACCCCAGCAGAGGACAUGGCCUUGGAGCUAAAUAAAGGCAGGCCCGUCUUAGAGGGGAUACCUGGGGGGAAAGAGACGAGCAUAGGUUCCUCCCAAGAUGCCACCCGCUUCAUUCAAGUGUCUGGCAGCACUGUGUUCCUGUUAGAGCCACCAGCACAAGCACCAGACGAUGCUGAUCCAGGUGAAGGCCCCAGUGCAGCAGCAACAGCACAUGAUGGAGACGAUGAUGAGGAGGAGACCAUCUCUCUGGAUUCCAGAAGGCAUGAGGACCCAGAUGCUAUACAGUGGGAAAACCAGCCUGGCAACAUAAGCUCACAAGCUAUCAGAAAGUUGUAUGGCAACCACCUCCGGCACCAAAUAGAACUGGCAGACAUAGACAUUCAGUACAAGAAGAAAAAGAUGGAAAAUCUUGCACUGGAGUCCGAAAUAAAAAAGAGGACAAUUAGGAAACUGGACCUUGAAAUAAAAAAACUUGAGGGAGCUCCAAGAAGAUGACACAGCUCAAAAUAAAAAUUAGCAAUCAGUACAACCAAGUCAUCGUUAUAAGGCAUCGCCCUCUUUUGCCCACCCCCCCAGCACCAGGUGUGGCCACUAGCCUAUAUGAAGGCCCAAAAUUGUGUGUUCCUUUCUGCUCUGACAAUGGCAUGCCCAUUCGUGCGAGAUGUGGUGGAUGAAGAAGCACUUGUGCUGAGGAGAGCCUUCAGGCGAGAAAGGGUCUUCAGGGACCGGUUGGACCCACUGGCCUUCCCUGAUGACCAUCUAUAUGAAAGAUACAGGUUUUCUGCAGAUGGCAUCAGGUAUCUAUGCAGACUACUGGGUCCCAGGAUUAAGCACCGCACUGCACGGAGCCAUGCACUGAGUGUGGAGCAAAUGGUUUGUGUGGCCUUGCGCUUUUUUGCUAGUGGAGCCUUCCUGUACU